This is a messenger RNA of Crotalus tigris (Tiger rattlesnake), 2069 nucleotides long. RefSeq names its product chloride intracellular channel 3 (gene CLIC3). The record is from RefSeq and is a predicted model, not a curated record. Bases 767 to 1483 code for a protein of 238 amino acids. Lineage: Eukaryota; Metazoa; Chordata; Lepidosauria; Squamata; Viperidae. The transcript is spliced from 6 exons.
UGUCCUCCUGUCAGAAUACGCCCGCUAUUUUAAUAUUCCCGGAAGUGGGGUUCUUUUUGAAAGGAGGCACACCUUGUCCCUGCUGCCCCAGGCCUGGGCUUUCCAGAGACGGGGUUAAGAGAUGUCAGCGGGAGGGUGUUGCCGGGCCAAGGGGGCGCUUCAGCCCUGCAGGAGGAGGUGAAAAAUGGGCUCGCGGCUGCUCUCCAUGCCAGCCGUUUGCAAGGCUGCCUUGCUUGCCCUGAGCCCCGCUGGGCCCCCCUGGAUCUGGGUCUCCGAGAAAGAAAAAUGAAAUUCAGCCCCAGCCUGAGAAGGAUGAGCAGGGGGUGUACAGUACAUACCUUUGCAAUCAGCAUUGUUGUUGUUUUUUGGUUUCCCUUUACAAAACCCAGCCUUCCGGCCACCUCAGUAUCUAUCAGACCAACCAGGCAGGAUGGAUUCUUCCUCCCAGUGCUAGUUUUCCAUUGUCCAGAUCCCCCUCCGGCCUUUCCACCCGGACGACAGUCUCUGGCGUGACACGAUGGAGGGGCUUCCCGGAGCUGCCCAAACUCUCUCCGGCUGCCCAGGGACCCUCGGCUCGGACUCUGCCCUUCUGCCGGUGCCACCCAAGGAACCAGGGAGUGGCCGGGAUUGGGUGGCUGCGGAAACAGGGCGUUGGGAGGCGAGGAAGAAAGAAUGCGGCUGGUGAGGCUCACAGGAGGGUGUGUCGAAUUUAUAACGCAGAUCCGAACGGGUGCUGGACAGCUUUCCCUGCUGGGGCCGAGAGAGGAUGGCGGAGGGCUCCAAGCUCCAGCUGUUUGUCAAGGCCAGCGCUGACGGGGAGAACAUAGGGCACUGCCCCUUCUGCCAGCGCCUUUUCAUGGUCCUGCUGCUCAAGGGGGUCCCCUUCACACUGACCACAGUGGACACCAAGAGGUCCCUGGACGUCCUGAAAGAUUUCGCCCCAGGAGCCCAGCUGCCUGUCCUGCUUUACGACGGGGAUCCCAAAACAGACACCAUCAAGGUUGAAGAGUUUCUGGAGGAGACCCUUCCCCCCCCUGAGUUCCCCAGCCUGGCACCCAAGUACCAGCAGUCCAUCUUGGCCGGGAAUGACAUCUUCCACAGGUUCUCUGCCUACAUCAAGAACCCGAUACCAGCUCAGGACAAAACUUUGCUCCAUGCCCUUCUCAAAGGCUUCCAUAAGCUGGACCAGUACCUGAGCACCCCUCUGGACUACGAGCUGGUGCGGGACCCCCAGCUGAUCAUCUCCCGCCGGCGGUUCCUGGAUGGGGACCAGAUGACCCUGGCCGACUGCAACCUGCUCCCCAAGCUCAACAUAGUUAAUGUUGUGUGCCAGCACUACCGCCAGGUGAGCAUCCCCAGAGAGCUGCGGGGCAUCAGGCGCUACCUGGAGUCUGCUGCCGAGACCAAGGAGUUCCAGUACACCUGUCCAAACCCCCAGGAGAUCAUCCAGGCCUACCACGGCGUGGUCAGGCAGCCCCAGUAGCCCCCUGGCUAAAGUCGGGGUUGGCUAGCUCUGCCUGGCCCCCACGACGCCCCCUCCUUCUCUCUCAGAGUCACUCAGAGGGGAAGGAAGCAGGGCAGGUCCAGAUCAGUGGGACCUCCGUGGGCACGGUCUUCAGGCGGGUCCAGCAUCGCCAUCUUCCCUCCCGCCAAGGCAGUGGGUGUCACGCGAUGUGGUCAGGCCCUGGAGCCCUUGGGCAGUGCUGGCAGUGCCCAUGUGCUGUGGUGGUCCCUCUUCUCUGGAGGGCUCUGCUCACUUCCUCUUGACCAGAUUCAGCCCGGAAGAUUUGAGGGAGGAGAGUCAGCUCCCUUCACCCCUGCAAAGCUGGCUUUAAGGCCUUGAAGUGGGGCUGGGGGCUUCUUAGGAAGCUUUGCUGAGACUGUGAGACCCUCGCUGGAGCAACUCUGCACACGAUCUGGCUCUUGGGGGGUGGUGUCACAGCAUGUCUGCAUUUCCACAUUCUCUCUUCAUCCAUGGCUCUUUUUAAAUACCAUAUCCACCCCCCAAUGUCCAAUGCUUUAAAUGUCUUUCCCCAAAAUUAAAUAGAUGCUAAUAUACCAAUAGAGAA